AUGUAUGGAUACGAUGCCGGCGUAUUGGGCGGUGUGCAAACAACAAAGCCCUUUCUCGACGCCAUCGGCAACCCCACAGGCACGUAUGUCAUUCCGAUGAUUGCCUCUUCAUACACCCUGGCGGCGGCCGUCUGCUCUCUCGCCGUCACCAUGCUCGGCAUGCCCCUCGGGCGCCGAGGCUGCAUCUUGAUGGGCGAUGGAUUCGUCAUCGUGGGCACGGCGAUCCAAGCGUCAGCCAUGUCUGUGCCACACAUCAUCGUCGGAAGGAUCCUGUGUGGGUUCGGCAUCGGUUUCAUCUCGUGCUCGGUACCAACGUACAUGGCAGAAAUGAGUAUUGAUGAGAAAGAGCGCGGCCCCGAGGUCGCCGUCCAGUGCGUUUGGCUCAUCUCCGGCGUCGCGCUGGCGUACUGGAUCGAUUUCGGAUUCACACGCAUGUCGAACCAGGUCUCCUGGAGGUUCCCCAUCGCUUUCCAGGCCAUCUUCGCCGUGAUUUCGCUGUGUGGUCUCAUUUUCUUGCCAGACACACCCAGGUGGUAUUACGCACGAGGCAGAACCGCCGAGGGCGACGAUGUCGUAAUGCGCCUUCACGACCGUCCCCUUGACGAUCCACGGGUCCAGGCCAUGAUCAACGAGAUUCUCGCUGCCAUCAAGUUGGAAGACCAAGACGAGCAUAAAUUCAACCCCAUCGACCUGAUCUGGGACAGAAGUGAUUUGAGGGCGGGAAGGCGCAUCAGAAUCUCAUUCAUGAUCCUGUCCUUGCAGCAAAUGAUGGGAAUCAAUCUAUCAGUAUACUAUUCAACCGUGAUCUUCGACCAAGUCGGGCUAUCACCAUUCCUAUCCCAGCUCCUCGCUGCAGUCAUGAACACAGGCUUUGCCGCCGGCACGUUUCCCCUACCAUGGACGAUCGAGCGCGUCGGCCGCCGCAACGUCUUGAUCUGGUCGGCGGCCCUCCUGACAGUGUGCAUGAUCGUCUUCGUCGCCAUGAUCGGCCUACCCAACCCGAGCACUGCAACGCAAUGGGUCGCGGUCGGUGCAAUCGUCGUCUACAACUUCGCCUUCGGCUACGGCUGGAUUGGUGUCCCGUGGCUCUACGGCCCCGAGAUCGCACCCCUCAAACUCCGUCACCUCGGCGGCGCGGCCGGCGCCUUCGGCGAAUGGCUGUUCAGCUUCAUCACGGUGUUCGCAGGCGGGAUCGCACUCCAAAACGUCGGCUGGAAGAUAUGGCUGUGGAUGCUGCUGUCGUGCGCCGCGGCCAUUCCAUUCGUCUAUUUCCUGUGCCCUGAGACCACCGGAAAGACGCUUGAGGAGAUUGACUUGAUUUUCGCGAAGCCCGAGAUCAGGGAUAGUGCCGCAGCGGCCGGCACGAUCCGGGAUCAUCGCCUCAGAGGGGCGGUUAAGGAGUUUGAAUACGAGGAGAAAGAGGCGGUCUGA
Messenger RNA from Exophiala aquamarina CBS 119918, 1431 nucleotides. RefSeq lists its product as uncharacterized. Gene Ontology annotation, biological process: carbohydrate transport; transmembrane transport. The coding region runs from base 1 to 1431 and encodes 476 amino acids. Gene Ontology annotation, cellular component: membrane. NCBI's taxonomy places the organism in Eukaryota, Fungi, Ascomycota, Eurotiomycetes, Chaetothyriales, Herpotrichiellaceae. The record is from RefSeq and is a predicted model, not a curated record. Gene Ontology annotation, molecular function: carbohydrate:proton symporter activity. The transcript is spliced from 3 exons.